AUGGCUGUCCGUCUGCUGUUGGUGUGCGCCCUCUGCGCGCUGUGCUGCGCCGCCGGCGGGGGCCACGCGUCGACUCCGCCUGUUACAGUUGGUGGGGACGUUGAGGAAGUGGAUUUGGCCGCAAGGUGGCGAGACCUCCUGCUGAGCGAUUGUAUGUAUGAAUUCAGGAACGUAACGGACGAGAAGAAGAGGGCGGCGUCAAUUGCGAACUGCGGAAAAGAAGUGGAGGGCAAUAUUUCUGCCGUGUUUGGCCCCGCCGGCCGUAAUAACCGUCGGGAUUCGCCUCCUCCUUCCGGCCACAGCGCAGCGGGCGGCGGCGGCGGAGGGCAGGCAGAUGAAACGCAGCAGCGGCAGCGGGAGGCUCAGUCGCAAGGUCCCACGGAAAGGCAAAAGGAAGGCGUGAAAGCGCCG
Trypanosoma conorhini is the source of this 411-nucleotide messenger RNA. RefSeq lists its product as uncharacterized. The record is from RefSeq and is a predicted model, not a curated record. Lineage: Eukaryota; Euglenozoa; Kinetoplastea; Trypanosomatida; Trypanosomatidae. The annotation marks the transcript as partial. The transcript has a single exon.